AUGGCCACAGACGUUAAGAUCUAUCUGGCCGACGAUAGAAAUAUCAAUACUCAAGCUGUGAUAGUUAAGAUGUCACAGAAGUACGAAAUUAUAGUCAGAAUGAGCGAUUUGCUCACAUUAGAAAUAACCGUAACUGGUCUACCUAAUAACGUAGAUCCACUAAAGAAUCAGUUAGAUAAUAAUUGCUUAAAACCAUAUACACCACCGUCAGACACAGUCAAGGAAAUAAUACCUGACUUUGCAAAUGCAAUAAUGGAUCUUAUAUUAGUGAAUAAGAAGGUAAAGAUUACUGACUGGGCGAAAUUCCGCUUGAACGACGGAUAUGUCAGCCUUAACUUAACCAAGGUAGAUUUUACUAUGCUAAAAUAUCCUUUCUGGAACUAUGUUUCUUGGAUACAUGAAGCAGUAGUAAAAGAACAAGUUAAAAAAUGGUUAGUCGAUGAGGUAAUAUAA
Messenger RNA from Sphaeroforma arctica JP610, 453 nucleotides. RefSeq lists its product as hypothetical. The record is from RefSeq and is a predicted model, not a curated record. The transcript has a single exon. The coding region runs from base 1 to 453 and encodes 150 amino acids. Lineage: Eukaryota; Ichthyosporea; Ichthyophonida.